Messenger RNA from Pelagomonas calceolata, 1187 nucleotides. The record is from the annotation of a GenBank genome assembly. NCBI's taxonomy places the organism in Eukaryota, Pelagophyceae, Pelagomonadales, Pelagomonadaceae.
AUGUCGGCCAUGGCCAGCUUGCCACCCCUGAAGCCCAUAGAUCAUGGAAGCGGGUUUGAUCGACACAUCCUGAUCACGGGAGGUGCUGGGUUCAUUGCGUCGCACGUCGUCAUUCUCCUCUGCAAGAAGUACAGCCUUGCUGCGUGAAACUCAACCCGCCGCGCCGCAAUGUCGCCGCGACGCCGUCGAAGCCAGUGAAUCAGUUGCGCGAGACGCCGCCGCCGCGCAGGUACCCGAAGUACAAGAUCCUGAACUUCGACCGCCUCGACUACUGCUCGUGCCUCGCGAACCUCGAGGAGGUCGCGUCGCUGCCGAACUACAAGUUCGUCAAGGGCGACAUCUGCUCGGCGGACCUCGUCAACUACGUUUUGGAGACGGAGAAGAUCGACACGAUCAUGCACUUCGCGGCGCAGACGCACGUCGACAACUCGUUCGGCAACUCGUUCCAGUUCACGCGGAACAACAUCCUCGGCACGCACGUGCUGCUGGAAGCGGCGAAGGUGCACGACGUCGUGCGCUUCGUCCACGUCUCGACGGACGAGGUCUACGGCGAGGGCGAGUCCAUGGAGACGGCGCCCAUGAUCGAGGACCACGUCCUCGAGCCCACGAACCCAUACGCGGCGACCAAGGCCGCGGCCGAGUUCCUCGUGAAGUCCUACCACCGGUCCUUCGGGCUGCCCGUGAUCAUCACGCGCGGCAACAACGUCUACGGCCCGCACCAGUUCCCCGAGAAGCUGAUCCCGAAGUUCACGAACCAGCUCGCGCGCGGCCGCGCCGUGACGCUGCACGGGACGGGCGAGAACACGCGGAACUUCCUCUUCGUCGAGGACGUGGCGCGCGCCUUCGACUGCAUCCUCCACAAGGCCGAGAUCGGCAAGGUCUACAACAUCGGCGGCUCCAACGAGCAGUCGAACCUCGCGGUCGCCAAGCAGCUCAUCAAGAUCAUGGGCCUCGAGGACCAGGAGGCGUCGCUCAUCUCCUUCGUGCCGGACCGCGCGUUCAACGACCUGCGGUACACGAUCGACAACUCCGCGCUCGAGGCGCUCGGCUGGAAGGAGCUCAUGCCCUGGGAGGAGGGCCUCAAGCGCACCGUGGAGUGGUACAAAACCUACUCCGUCCGCUACGCGAACAUCGAGCAGGCCCUCGUCGCGCACCCGCGGAUCGAGUCCGCGGUGUCGGCUAUCUAG